AUGGCAUUAGAUAAGAGUAAGGUUAUGGAGGGCCUGAAAGAUCUUCGAUUCAUUUACCCUGCGGACAAAUUGUCGCAGGACUAUAUGCUUCAAGUUCAAUUUCCCUCCCAGUACUUUCCCAAAAGCAUCGUCGGCAUCCCCGAGGGAGACCAAGUCGACUCGACAGGUUUGGACACACUUCUAAUUGUGAUUCGUCGCAUCAUUAGCCAGCUACCCUUGGAGUUUCGCGACGCGAAGGACGAAGCUGUGCGACGGCGGGAGCAAGCCAACCCGCUGCUCCGCCUCGCGAUGGCCGACUUCGUUUCGACCGAUAAGGAUAUCCUCCAAGCUGCUAGGUACCAUGCUCUGAAAGCCUUCUACGGAGGCCAACGUGAUGCGAGUUAUCGUCCGACUGGCAGCUAUUCUGCAGGUGGGCAUAGAGGCGUCGGCGCAUCUCUUGUUCACAGGGGGGGCCUGUGGAGUGCCCUCGGCCUGUGGCAGGAGAAAGUACAAAUGGGAGUAAAAGCAUUGGAUGCGUUCGUGACCAACGGUGCUUUCCGGAUGCUUUUUCCAACCCCGUGGCUAAAGCUCAACCCCGCCGGCAUGUUUAACGUGCAAGUUAUUGUAAAGAACCUCGAAGAAUAUUUCAAAAUACCCCCGUUUCUCGACGGAGAAGAGCUGGGCGCGACAGAGCUCACGGACGAAGAAGUCAUCUUUAUCGAACAUGAGCUUCUGUCGACUUACAGAUACAACCUCGUAGCUCUUCCUAGCGAAAAGCAAUCACGGCCGUUUGACAUAGCGUCUCUUUUGGACGUCGGCGUGGAUAAAACCAAUAUCCUCGACGUCGAAAAGGCUUGGGAAGACUAUAAAGAGAAAGGAUGCGUGGCGAUUUACACAGGACUAACCGUCAAAGGUAAAGAAUACCUCGCUCAGGAUGUUACCCUGUUAUGUAAUAGCCUUCUUGAUGAUGUAAGGAAGUAUACGGGGAUGGGAUAG
Molecule: messenger RNA, 975 nt
Organism: Daldinia childiae
Lineage: Eukaryota; Fungi; Ascomycota; Sordariomycetes; Xylariales; Hypoxylaceae
Exons: 2
Coding region: 1-975 (324 amino acids)
Source: RefSeq, a predicted model, not a curated record